This is a messenger RNA of Xyrauchen texanus (razorback sucker), 1783 nucleotides long. RefSeq names its product ankyrin repeat domain 45 (gene ankrd45). Gene Ontology annotation, molecular function: protein binding. The record is from RefSeq and is a predicted model, not a curated record. NCBI's taxonomy places the organism in Eukaryota, Metazoa, Chordata, Actinopteri, Cypriniformes, Catostomidae. Bases 16 to 687 code for a protein of 223 amino acids. The transcript is spliced from 5 exons.
CUUCCGCAAGACACAAUGAAUUCAGUUGAGGAGAAAACUGUGUUUAUGUGUGCGUUAGAUGGAGAUGUAGAGGGAAUUAAGAGUCUCCUGGAAAAUGUGACUCCCUCGGAUAAUGGCCUAUCGCCGAAUAUUUUCCAUGAAAAAGAUGAGGUGGGGAGAAAUGCGCUGUUAACAGCGUGCAUGUUAGGACGAAGCGGGAUCGUGCGCGAGCUUGUAAAGAGCGGAGCUGAAGUCAAUGAGCUCACCGUGCGCGGCUACACACCAUUGCAUUGUUCUGCCAUGUGGGGUCAGCUGGACACUUUGAAAACAUUGGUUGAGCUUAAAGCUGAUUUACAUUCUGUAAAUUUUCGUGGAGAAAGGCCAGUUGAUAUGGCCCAACGUUAUGACAAACUGGAUUGCGCAGAAUACCUCGCAUGGGCUGAGGCUAAACAAAGUCUGCAAGCAUUAAUAUCUGAAGUCAGUGACACUAUCGCUGAUCCAGAGAAAGUUCAAGGAAAGCUCAAUAAGGAGGACAAGAACAUAUGUAUAAACACCUGUUCAGCAAAAUCAGACUGGAUACAAAAUGCCAAAAAUCCAACAAUGCAAGACUUCAUUGAACAGAAGAAACACCUUGAUGAUGUAUUUGCACCUAUUCUGGUCAAACUCAACACACAGUCUGAAGCCACAGCAAAGCCAAGAAAGCAUUAGAACUAUUUUUUUUAUUUACACACACACACACACACACACACACACACACACACACAAACAAAUGCCCAAAGGCAUAUUGUUGUUCAAUUGUAAUACUUAUAUUACAUAUUAUUUAAGGAUAAUUAUUUUCCCUUUUACACAUAGAUACCAAUACUGUUUAGUCUAACAUCAGAUGGUUGGGUCAUUCCUACAAUUCUUUACCAGGACAGUUUGUUGUAUUUAGAAUUUUACUUUCAUCUGAUAGGCUAAGUAAAAAUAAUAAAGUCAAUGUAUCAUGUUACAACACACUGUUGAAAUAGUUUUGUCCCCUGCACGCCAAUCAUCUUUGACAAAAAUAAGUACUAAAAUAAUUUUCCCAUUCAAGUGUUGAGUAUUAUAUUCUUUCACUAACAUGUAUUGAUUUGUGUAAAAUGUGUCAAUUUAAUAUCGAAAGAGGAAUUUUUGUAUGUGAGUGUGUCCCUUAAUUUAUUGUCCACACUGUUAUGUCUUGAUAUUGUGACCUUUAAUUGAAGACAUAUGAAAUUACAUCACACACAUGAAGGUGAUAUCAGCUUUCAGGAAAAAUUAUUUUGAGUUGUUUUAUUAGUACAUAACUCUAUUGUUUUUUAUGUUUUCUUUUAUUUUGUGAUGUUAGUCAUAUGUGGUCAAGCAUGACACAUCCACUCUGUUAAAGGAAGAUAUAGGGACAAAUUUGAAUUUCAAUAUAUUUAUGUGAACAGAAAUAAAAUAAUCAAUAUAAAUCUACUAAUAUGUUUGCUAGAUAUAUCAUUUACAGACCAUGUAGUGGCUAAUUUAUUCACUGACUGUACACCCUGUUAUUGUCCAUCCUAAUGCUAAAUUCCAUAAUGCUAUCACCAAAAUGGUGCAUAUAUAUAUAUAUAUGUAUGUAUAUGUAUAUAUGUAUAUGUAUAUAUAUAUAUUAUUUCAUAUUAUUAUUGUUAUUAUUACAUUUACAUAUUAGUCAGUUUAGUGAUCUUGUGAUGCACUUAAUGAACACUAGGUGGAGACAAACGACUUCUUUUCGUGUUCUGCCUUAAAACAAAUAAUUUUUUUGCAAUUGAUGAUGAAGCUAACGGGGUCAUAUCGACAAAAUAUG